Messenger RNA from Malassezia japonica, 672 nucleotides. RefSeq lists its product as uncharacterized. Lineage: Eukaryota; Fungi; Basidiomycota; Malasseziomycetes; Malasseziales; Malasseziaceae. The transcript is spliced from 3 exons. Bases 1 to 672 code for a protein of 223 amino acids. The record is from RefSeq and is a predicted model, not a curated record. Gene Ontology annotation, molecular function: protein binding.
AUGGGAAAGACGGAUGAACCCCCUGCGUACGACGCCAAAACGAACAGCCAGCCUCAGUCCUCCGCUAAGAGCGGCGCUGACCGCCCUUUGCCGGACGGUUGGGUGAAGCAGUGGGACAGCAACUACAACCAGUACUUUUACGUGAACACGCGCGAGACGCCCCCUCGCUCGACUUGGAUCCACCCGGAGGACGAGGGCAACAAGUAUGCUGCUCCGUCGGGUGCGCCGCCGGGCCAGCACGGCAGCGGUGAGAACCGCAACUAUGGCGGUGCUCCUCAGCAGCCGUAUCCCCAGCAGAUGCCUCCGCCGAUGCAGUCCUACCAGCAGCAGCCCAUGAUGAUGCAGCAGCCUAUGAUGCAGCAGCCCAUGAUGCAGCAGCCCAUGAUGGGCGGCGGCGGCGGCGGCUUGUUUAACCGCUUCGGUGGCGGCGGCCUCGGCGGCGGCCUCGGCGGCGGCCGCAUGGGCGGCGGCAUGGGCGGCAUGGGCGCCGGUCUGCUCGGUGGUGGUGCCGGUAUGCUCGGUGGUAUGGCGCUGAUGAACGGCAUGGACCACAUGGAGCAUGACGCGUACCAGGAUGGCUACAUGCAGGGCCAGAUGAACGACGACAUGGGCGGUGGUGGUGACAUGGGCGGUGGUGACAUGGGCGGCGAUAUGGGCGGCGGUGACUUCUAA